AUGGGUAUAAAUACACCUACCCCCAGUCCAGCGACCUAUAGCAACGACUACUUCUACGGAGAAGGCUAUCUCAACUUGGGUCAACAUAGCUACUACAACGGUCAGACUGUACCAACUAUGCCCGCAACGUUCGCACCUCAACUACAAAACAACGUUACUCAGCGAAACUUCAUCGCAGCACCACCUCCUGAUCAAGGCUUAACAGCCCCUGCACUUGACCCUCACCCGUCCGACAUAGUCAAUUCCCUCAGUCAAGCAAUGAAUCAAACGCCGCCGCAGGACUGGCACUGUCCCAAAGAUGAUGCGACGCUUCCAGCAACAGACGAGGACCGUGAGCGGUGGGUUCAAAUGCUUCUCAACGCCAUGAACAAUCUCGAUGGUAUCGAAGGUAACCAAGGCCGAAAGAACCAAAACUCGUUGCAGAAGCGUUGGCGUGGGCCUCUAACAGGGCCUGAUUACUACCUGCCUGUAGACAAGUUGAUCCUCUGUUGGACAAUCGAAGAUCUGGCAGAGCGUUUGCACCGCUUAGGACCUUCCGUAUUCCAUUCGUUCGACGCCAAUUUCUGGCACCAGGCUGCAAAAACACGUAACUGGACUUUUGAGGAUCGUAUGACGUGGAUCAUAGAAUUGCUUAGGGUGUCGAAGACCAGAUGCGAUAGCUUGUUGGGUGGUAGCGGUUUGCAGGGUAUUGUCGCCAACCCAGCUGAGAAACUUGAUGCUACCAGAGCACAGGCAAAACAGAACGAGAAGCGUGGUGAGACUCUGAAACUUGGCCGCGCGAUCAAGAAGCAGAAGACUGAUCGAGUAACUUAG
This is a messenger RNA of Alternaria postmessia, 813 nucleotides long. RefSeq lists its product as uncharacterized. The record is from RefSeq and is a predicted model, not a curated record. Bases 1 to 813 code for a protein of 270 amino acids. The transcript has a single exon. NCBI's taxonomy places the organism in Eukaryota, Fungi, Ascomycota, Dothideomycetes, Pleosporales, Pleosporaceae.